AUGGAAAAACUGUUGUACAAUUGGAUUCAAGAUCAAACUCAGCGACGGGUUCCUCUAAGUUUGGCUAUUAUACAAAAUAAGGCGCUGAGUAUCAUCAACACACUGCAAAAUAAACGUGGCGAGAAUAAUAGUGACGAAACAAAAUGUUUUUCUGCCAGUCGCGGAUGGUUCAUGCGCUUUAAAGCGAGAUAUUCGUUACAUAACAUUCGAGUGCAAGGAGAAGCUGCUAGUGCCGAUCAUGUGGCUGCUCAGAGUUUUCCUGGAAUAUUAAAGGAAAUUAUCGAAAGUGGAGACUAUUCGCCUAAACAAAUUUUUAACGUGGACGAAACUGGUUUGUUUUGGAAAAAAAUGCCCUCUCGUACUUUUAUAUCACAGGAAGAAAAGUCUAUGCCUGGAUUUAAAGCGGCUAAAGAUCGUUUGACGUUGUUAUUGGGUUCGAAUGUUGAAGGUGAUCUUAAAUUGAAACCCCUUUUAGUUUAUAGGUUUGAAAAUCCUCGAGCUCUCAAAAAUUACGUCAAGAGUACUCUUCCAGUUAUAUGGAAGGCUAAUCCAAAGGCAUGGGUUACAUCAAUACUUUUUGAAGAAUGGUUUACUAAGCAUUUUAUACCUGAAGUGAAACAGUACUGUUCAAAAAAUAAUUUGGCUUAUAAAGCUUUACUUAUUUUGGACAAUGCUCCCGGCCAUCCUGUGCGUAUUGCCGAUAUUGAUCCUCAAAUCAAAGUCGUGUUCCUGCCUCCCAACACCACUUCGUUGUUACAGCCGAUGGAUCAAGGAGUUAUCGCGUCUUUUAAGGCCUAUUAUCUCAGGAGAACUUUUUCACAGGCUGUAAAGGCUAAUGAAAAUGAUGGCAUGGAGCUGAGAGAUUUUUGGAAAAGUUAUAAUAUCUUGCAAUGCCCAUCUGAAAGUUCUACAUCUACAGAUCAACCAAAUAUCGAUGAGAUCACAACUGACAUUGUUCAUUUGGCUAACCGUUUGCCUGACAUUGCAGUUACUACUGAUGAUAUUGAUGAUCUGUUAAGCUCACAUUCGCAAGAACUGACUGAUGAAGAUCUUAUUGAAUUGGAGGCACAAAGUGAGGAAAGAAUAAGUAUGUGGGCACAUUGUUACAGGAUAAAUGCUGGAAUAAACACUAAUAUGGCACUGGAAAGUUUAAAUAAUCUCCUGAAUACAAAUCAGAUAAAAAGAAGAUCGAAUAUAACUAUUGAGAAUUUAUUGGAUAAAAUUGACAAAUUAGUGGAUGAAAAAAUGUGGCAGCGAAUAUUGAAUAUGGAAAGACCCAAUGCAAACACAUAUCAGAACAAAGUGGUAAAGUCAUCUUCAGAAAAUUUGAAUUAUAAUGUUACAUAUAAUGAACUAGGUCAAAGAGAAUGCAAAAUGUUAUACUGUAGUGCAUGCCAAAUUUGUAUUCAUAGGUAUAAAUGUGAAUGUCAGCAGUAUGCAGUAAAAACUAACAUAUGUAAGCAUGUGCAUUUGAUAUGUACAGGGUUUGUCCUAGGCACAUGA
Molecule: messenger RNA, 1503 nt
Organism: Agrilus planipennis (emerald ash borer)
Lineage: Eukaryota; Metazoa; Arthropoda; Insecta; Coleoptera; Buprestidae
Product: tigger transposable element-derived protein 1-like
Cellular component (GO): nucleus
Molecular function (GO): DNA binding
Source: RefSeq, a predicted model, not a curated record